AUCGAGGUUAGCCAUACUUUUUUUUUUGUCGAUGUCUACCAGCUCUUAAUCAUAUCUGCGAGAUAAAUCGUGUCGUAUAUUUUCAGUUUGUCUCCAAAAACGCUUUAGCGAGAUGGGUUUUCUUCGUUAAAUUUGGUCGUUUCAUGUGUUUAGCGGAUGUCAGAUAUUGAGCCGUUUUUUUUUUUGCAAUACGCGUAUUUAGUUUGCUAGCUUGUUUUGUGGCUAGCAUUAGCUAACAGCGUUAGCUUUUUAAAAUACUUGACAGUUUGUGGAGGCGUCUGACUUAUAGUUAAGUUGUUUGAAUCGGUGGCUGACAGGCAUUUAACUUAAAUAAACCCGUUUUUGUUUGCCAUGUCGGGACAGUCGUCGGGCUGUGGGUUUCUUAUGUCGGUUGUUGUUCACGGAGACUCGGCUCUGAACGAGCAGGAAAAUGAGCUCAACCAGCAACUCCGACGUCUCUAUCCGGCCGUAAACGAACUGGAAACCCCGCUUCCUCGAUCCUGGAGCCCGAAGGACAAGUUCAGUUACAUCGGCCUGUCGCAGAACAAUCUUCGAGUGCACUACAAAGGCCAUGGAAAGACCCCUAAAGAUGCGGCAUCCGUACGAGCCACUCAUCCCAUCCCAGCUGCCUGCGGGGUCUACUACUUUGAGGUGAAAAUCAUCAGUAAAGGCCGAGAUGGGUACAUGGGUAUCGGUCUCUCGGCUCAAGGUGUCAACAUGAACAGACUCCCUGGUUGGGACAAACACUCGUAUGGUUACCACGGAGAUGACGGCCACUCGUUCUGCUCCUCCGGCACGGGGCAGCCCUACGGCCCCACCUUCACGACGGGUGACGUGAUUGGCUGCUGCGUCAACCUCAUCAACAACACCUGUUUCUACACAAAGAAUGGCCACAGCUUAGGAAUAGCCUUUACAGAUCUACCGCCCAACCUGUACCCCACAGUGGGGCUGCAGACCCCUGGGGAGGUGGUGGAUGCCAACUUUGGCCAGCACCCAUUUGUGUUCGACAUCGAGGACUACAUGCGCGAGUGGCGGACUAAGAUCCAGGCCCAGAUCGACAGGUUCCCCAUAGGGGACAGGGAGGGAGAGUGGCAGUCCAUGAUCCAGAAAAUGGUGGCAUCCUACCUGGUCCACCAUAGUUACUGUGCCACUGCCGAAGCCUUUGCCAAAUCCACAGACCAGGCUGUGCAUGAGGAACUGGCCUCCAUUAAAAACCGACAGAAGAUCCAGAAGCUGGUGUUGUCAGGCAGAAUGGGAGAGGCCAUUGAGACCACCCAACAGCUGUACCCCAGCCUACUUGAGAGUAACCCCAACCUCUUAUUUAUGCUGAAGGUGAGACAGUUCAUCGAGAUGGUGAAUGGGACGGACAGCGAGGUGCGCUGCCUGGGAGGCCGCAGCCCCAAGUCCCAGGACAGCUACACAGGUUCACCUCACCCCUUCAGCAGCCCCAGACACAAAGCAAGCGGCUCCCAGGCCUACCUCACAGGAUUUGAUGGCGGCUGUUGUAAUGGGGUGAUGUCCAGUAAGGCCCACCCCUCCCCCCACAGUCACAAGCCCUGCCCCCCGGGCCCAGCCCUCCUAGCCCCCGCUGCUGAGCUCAGCUCCCUCAAUGGCAGCCACAGCCUGCAGCAGCCCAACGCCAGUGAUGUGGACAUGGAGGUUGACCACUUCAAUGGCACCUCCAAACAAGCCCAGACAGAGGACUGUGACACAGACAUGGGUGAGUGACAGGCCAUGACUCCACAUGAUAGUUUCUUCAAUGGCACCUCCAAACACGGAGCCCAGACAGAGGACUGUGACACAGACAUGGAGGUGGAGUCAGCCCAGUCCAAGAGGCAGCUGUGUGGGGGAAGCCAGGCAGCCAUCGAGAGGAUGAUCCACUUUGGCCGGGAGCUCCAGAGCAUGAGUGAGCACCUACGCCGAGAAUGCGGCAAGAACUCGGUCAACAAGAAGAUGCUCAAGGAUGCAUUCAGUCUGCUGGCCUACUCGGACCCGUGGACGAGCCCAGUGGGCUACCAGCUGGACUCUAUCCAGAGGGAACCGGUGUGUUCUACACUCAACAGUGCAAUUCUAGAGACUCAUAACCUGCCCAAGCAGCCCCCUCUGGCCCAGGCUGUGGGACAGGCUGCCCAGUGCCUGUCCAUCAUGGCACACUCUGGAAGUGGCUCCUGCGCCUUCGCUGCUGUGGACGAUUACCUGCACUAGCCCCCCACACACAUGUCCCCCCCCACCUUCACACAAACUCAAUCUGGAUCCCUCCACUCCCCGGGCUAGCCAGGGCUACUUUCAGAUUCUCCAACCUCCUGAAGUGUUCACUCAUGCAUUGGAUUGGUGCAAGAAUGCCUGGGAAGAGUUUUCACCAUCUUCCUCACAGCAGUCCAUUCCCUUGAAAUCCAUGAGGGGAGUGUACGAGUGCACUCUUUGGGAUAGGGUGGAGAAUCGGGACGUCGCCCAAGUCUCACAGGAACCCUGAUGCAAGUCUGCCCACGUAAUUUUGGUUGAUGGGGAGAAGGGGGAAAUUGCAAAGACUAGCCAACUAGUAAAUUCACCUCUCUGAUCUGUGUGACUGUGGCAAACCAUGCAGGAUUUUCAUAUGCCCAAACUACUGUGCGAAGGUGGGAGCACCCUGGUCUGAAGAACAAGGAACAGCUUUCCAGUGACCGCAUAACACCAAUCCAGUCAACAUAUGUUGACACUCCAUUUGCCAACCCAAAACGUGGUCCGUUUAAACCCCUGACCAACUAUACCGACCAGGCAAGCCAGACCCACAGAAGACGUGAGUAUUGCGACCCAUUCUAGUGCAUUUGCACCUGGGUUUGGAGUACGCUAGCCGAUUCCCACCCCGAGAAACCAACUCCUUGGUGGCGCAAAAGGCACACCCAAACCCCAUGGCAUCAGUGACUGGUGACACAUGUGGCUUGAAGACUGAAGAAGCCAGUGAGAGAAUCUACAGUCUUAACUUUUGUCUUUCUUUAAAAAAAAAAAAAAAUGUUUAUUUUGGGGAGGGGCAGUAGGUGGGGGAGGGUAGGCUCUGUUAACACUUCCUGGUUUACAAGGCAUGGUGAUUUAUUAUCCUAGCUAAUUAUAUUCUUACUUGCAUACACAGUAUAUUUGUUGCGCGCCGGCAAGAGUGAAUUCCACCAAAUAAUAAAGGUCCCAAUCCCACCACUCCUUACUAGUGACAA
This is a messenger RNA of Oncorhynchus keta (chum salmon), 3185 nucleotides long. RefSeq names its product RAN binding protein 9 (gene ranbp9). Gene Ontology annotation, biological process: cytoskeleton organization; cell surface receptor signaling pathway. Gene Ontology annotation, cellular component: cytoplasm. The transcript is spliced from 14 exons. The record is from RefSeq and is a predicted model, not a curated record. Gene Ontology annotation, molecular function: protein binding. Lineage: Eukaryota; Metazoa; Chordata; Actinopteri; Salmoniformes; Salmonidae.